ACUGGUGAAGGGUGUUUUCAUUUGUUGCAGUGCAAGCUGUGUCCCUGGUCUCCCUGCUGUAUCCAAAGUUCUUGCUUCCGUGGAGGGUUACUUAUAUGGAGAGGGUUCUAUCUUAUAUUUCCCACCUGUUUGCAGUUUGUUGCCCUUUCUAGAGGACUGAGCAAAACAUAGGCUGUGUAUCUGGGUUUUGGGGACGGUUUAUCUGGGGACAAUUUUUUUCUGUAGUUAGUUUUGGAACCUGAGUCACCGUGGAUUUUGCCUUUCUAAUGGGUUGAGAUGGCUGACAGAUUGACAAGGAAACCCGCGAAGUAUUACUCCUUUUCUGGAACCUCUCGGAAAGAUUCAGUGAAGGCACUGAGGUUUUCAAGGUCACUGAACCUCAAAAGAGUCACUGCAGAAGUCAGCCAAAGGCAGCUGGUAGCAGUGUUUGAUGAGCAGGACCCGCACCAUGGAGGUGACGGCACCAGUGCCAGCUCCACAGGCACCCAGAGUCCGGAGAUGUUUGGCAGUGAGCUCGGCACCAGCAGUGGUUCAGCCUUCCAGCCUUACCGAGCAACGAGUGAGAUCGAGGUCACCCCUUCGGCCCUCCGAGCCAAUAUGCCUCUUCACGUCCGACGAAGCAGUGACCCAGCCUUAAUUGGCCUCUCCACGUCUGUCAGUGAUAAUAACUUCUGCUCUGAAGAACCUUCACGGAAAAACCCCACACGCUGGUCGACAACCGCUGGCUUCCUCAAACAAAACACCGCCGGCAGCCCUGCAGCUUGUGACAGGAAGAAAGAUGAAAACUACAGAAGCCUCCCACGGGACACUAGUAACUGGUCUAACCAAUUUCAGAGAGACAAUGCUCGCUCAUCUCUGAGUGCUAGUCACCCAAUGGUGGACAAGUGGCUGGAGAAGCAAGAACAGGAUGAGGAUGGCACAGAGGAAGACAGCAGCCGUGUUGAGCCCGUGGGGCAUGCCGACACUGGUGUGGAGAACGUACCCAACUUUUCUCUGGAUGCUAUGCUAAAGCUCGUACAAGUCCCCAACGACGGAGGGCCUCUGGGAAUCCAUGUAGUGCCUUUCAGUGCUCGAGGCGGCAGAACCCUGGGGUUAUUAGUAAAACGAUUGGAGAAAGGUGGUAAAGCUGAACAAGAAAACCUUUUUCAUGAGAAUGAUUGCAUUGUCAGGAUUAAUGAUGGCGACCUCCGAAAUAGAAGAUUUGAACAAGCACAACAUAUGUUUCGCCAAGCCAUGCGGACAUCCAUCAUCUGGUUCCACGUGGUUCCCGCGGCAAACAAAGAGCAGUACGAACAACUGUCCCAAAGCGAGAGGAACAAUUACUAUUCGAGCCGCUUCAGCCCCGACAGCCAGCGUGUGGAUCACAGGAGUGUGAACAGUGCAGGGCCGCAGGCUCUGCCGAGGAUGCCCCGGCCGAACCCCCUGCCCGAGCACGCGGACCCUCACCCCCGACUCCUACCUCAGAGCGCACAGCCCUCGGGAAAGCCGCCCGCGGCUCCGGGCCCAGCCGUACACCACGUGUUCAGUCCCAGCAGUGGUUACAACACCAAAAAAGUAGGCAAGAAGCUUAACAUCCAGCUUAAGAAAGGUACAGAAGGCUUGGGAUUCAGCAUCACUUCCCGGGAUGUGACAAUAGGUGGCUCAGCUCCAAUUUAUGUGAAAAACAUCCUCCCACGAGGGGCUGCCAUCCAGGAUGGCCGACUGAAGGCGGGAGAUAGACUCAUAGAGGUAAAUGGCGUUGAUCUAGCAGGCAAAUCCCAGGAGGAAGUUGUUUCCCUGUUGAGAAGCACCAAGAUGGAAGGGACCGUGAGCCUUCUGGUCUUUCGCCAAGAAGAUGCCUUCCACCCAAGGGAACUGAAUGCAGAGCCAAGCCAGAUGCAGAUUCCAAAAGAAACGAAAGCAGAAGAUGAGGAUACUGUUCUCACACCUGAUGGCACCAGGGAAUUUCUGACAUUUGAAGUUCCGCUGAAUGAUUCGGGAUCUGCCGGUCUUGGCGUCAGUGUCAAAGGUAACCGGUCAAAGGAGAACCACGCAGAUUUAGGAAUCUUCGUCAAGUCCAUUAUUAAUGGAGGAGCAGCAUCUAAAGACGGGAGGCUUCGGGUGAAUGAUCAACUGAUAGCAGUGAAUGGAGAAUCCCUGUUGGGCAAGACAAACCAGGAUGCCAUGGAAACCCUGCGGAGGUCCAUGUCCACCGAAGGGAACAGGCGGGGGAUGAUCCAGCUCAUUGUGGCGAGGAGACUAACCAAAGGCACCGAGCUGAAGUCACCUGGGAGCCCCUCUGGACCUGAGCUGCCCAUUGAAACGGUGUUGGAUGAUAGAGAACGAAGGAUCUCCCACUCCCUCUACAGCGGGCUUGAAGGGCUUGAUGAAUCACCCACAAGAAAUGCUGCGCUCAGCAGGAUAAUGGGUGAGUCAGGUAAAUACCAGCUGUCCCCCACAGUGAAUAUGCCCCAAGACGACACUGUCAUUAUCGAGGAUGACAGGCUGCCAGUGCUCCCCCCACAUCUCUCUGACCAGUCAUCUUCCAGCUCCCACGAUGAUGUAGGAUUUGUGACAACGGACACUGGCGCAUGGGCCAAGGCCGGCAUCAGUGAGUCAGCAGAGUGCAGCUCUUUGAGUCCAGACGUCGAUCCAGUUCUUGCUUUUCAACGAGAGGGAUUUGGACGUCAGAGUAUGUCAGAAAAACGCACAAAGCAAUUUUCAGAUGCCAGUCAAUUGGAUUUCGUUAAAACGCGAAAAUCAAAAAGCAUGGAUUUAGGUAUAGCUGACGAGACUAAACUCAAUACAGUGGAUGACCAGAAAGCAGGUUCUCCCGGCAGAGAUGUGGGGCCUUCCUUGGGUCUGAAGAAGUCAAGCUCUUUAGAGAGUCUGCAGACAGCAGUCGCUGAGGUGACUUUGAAUGGGGACAUUCCUUUCCAUCGCCCGCGGCCGCGGAUAAUCCGAGGAAGGGGAUGCAAUGAAAGCUUCAGAGCUGCCAUUGACAAGUCCUAUGAUAAACCUGCGGCAGAUGACGACGAUGAAGGCAUGGAGACAUUGGAAGAAGACACGGAAGAGAGUUCAAGAUCAGGGAGAGAGUCUGUCUCCACGGCCAGCGACCAGCCUUCCCACUCUCUGGAGAGACAGAUGAAUGGAAACCAAGAGAGAGGCGAGAAGACCGAUCGCAGGAAGGAGAAAAUGGGGAAAGAGAAGAAGAAGGACAGAGACAAGGAGAAGGAGAAGAUGAAAGCCAAGAAGGGGAAGCUGAGGGGCCUGGGAGACAUGUUCAGGUUUGGCAAACAUCGAAAAGAUGACAAGAUUGAGAAAACGGGUAAAAUAAAAAUGCAGGACUCCCUUACAUCAGAAGAGGAGAGAGUACGGAUGAAGCAGGAGCAGGAAAGGAUUCAAGCGAAAACUCGAGAAUUUAGGGAGCGACAGGCUCGGGAGCGUGACUAUGCUGAAAUCCAAGAUUUUCAUCGGACAUUUGGUGGUGAUGAUGAGUUGAUGUACGGGGGAAUUUCUUCCUAUGAAGGUUCCAUGGCUCUCAGCACCAGACCCCAGAGCCCGAGAGAAGGGCAUAUGAUGGAUGCUUUGUAUGCCCAAGUGAAGAAGCCGCGGAAUUCCAAACCUUUACCUGCAGACAGCAACAGAUCAACUCCUAGCAACCAUGAUCGGAUACAGCGUCUCCGGCAAGAAUUUCAGCAAGCAAAGCAGGAUGAAGAUGUGGAGGAUCGGCGACGCACCUAUAGCUUUGAACAACCCUGGCCCAACUCCAGACCGUCGGCGCAGAGCGGCCGGCACUCGGUGUCGGUGGAGGUGCAGAUGCAGCGACGACGGCAGGAGGAGCGCGAGAGCUUCCAGCAGGCCCAGCGCCAGUACAGCUCCCUGCCCCGGCAGAGCAGGAAAAACGGCAGCUCCGUCUCCCAGGAUUCCUGGGAGCAGAACUACGCCGCGGGGGGAGGCUUCCAGAGCGCCAAGGAGAACCCCAGGUAUUCUAGCUACCAAGGCUCCCGGAACGGCUACCUGGGCGGCCACGGCCUCAACGCCAGGGUCAUGCUGGAGACCCAGGAGCUCCUCCGCCAGGAGCAGAGGCGGAAAGAGCAGCAGAUGAAGAAGCCGCCCCCUCCCCCCGAGGGGCUCAACAACUAUGACUCAUAUAAGCAAGUCCAGGACGCCAGUCACAUGCCCCCCAAGGGGCCCUUCCGGCAGGACGUUCCCCCCUCCCCUUCUCAGGUCGCCAGGCUGAACAGACUCCAGACUCCUGAGAAAGGCAGGCCCUUCUAUUCCUGAGCAGGACGAGAGCAGACUCUUCGUGUCAUGCAAUAAAGGACAUUUUCCCAUGAAGACUUGUAUUGGGGGAGUUGUUUUGAAACCUCGGUGGUAGCGUGGAAUAUUUCUGUUGCUGGUAUUAGUGCCUUUAGCC
Kogia breviceps (pygmy sperm whale) is the source of this 4399-nucleotide messenger RNA. NCBI's taxonomy places the organism in Eukaryota, Metazoa, Chordata, Mammalia, Artiodactyla, Physeteridae. The record is from RefSeq and is a predicted model, not a curated record.